This is a messenger RNA of Hippopotamus amphibius kiboko, 3017 nucleotides long. It is a transcript of the gene NUP62, whose product is annotated as nucleoporin 62. Gene Ontology annotation, cellular component: nuclear pore; nuclear pore central transport channel. Gene Ontology annotation, biological process: protein import into nucleus; RNA export from nucleus. Bases 345 to 1910 code for a protein of 521 amino acids. The transcript has 3 exons. Gene Ontology annotation, molecular function: structural constituent of nuclear pore; phospholipid binding. The record is from RefSeq and is a predicted model, not a curated record. Lineage: Eukaryota; Metazoa; Chordata; Mammalia; Artiodactyla; Hippopotamidae.
CUCGUCUCCCCACCCCCCCCAGGCUCGGUCGUGAGGGCCGCGAGCUUCGAAAGGGCGGGAAAGGCGGUUGGAGAGGGAGGGGCGAGCGGUUACUCACUCCAUGGCUGCGCAAAGGAGAGGCGGCGGCGGCCUCGGCUGAAGAAAGAAGGCAGGAGCGGAGAGCGCAGGCGCGAAACCCCUCCUUUUCCCACCCUGCAUUCAUCCACAUCAGGACAUUAUACCUGGAGUGGAGCUUUCCAUCACUUCUGUGGCACCUAUGAUACUGAAUCAAGAUCCAAAGGUUACAGACGCCAGUGGAUUUGCUUUGGGAGCCGGAGUAGCUGCUGCCACCAGAGUCUGGAGCCAUGAGCGGGUUUAGUUUUGGAGGCAGUGGGGCCCCCACAGGUGGGUUCACCUUUGGUCCUACAAAGACGGCAACAACCACGGCUGCUACAAGGUUUUCUUUCUCCACAUCUGGCACUGGCGGGUUUAAUUUUGGGACUCCCUCCCAGCCAGCCGCAAGCACCCCUUCCACCGGCCUCUUCUCGCUCACCACUCAGGCUCCAGCAACACAGACCCCGGGAUUCAGUUUUGGAACCACAACUCCUGCGGCAGGAGCAACCGGAUUUUCCUUAGGGAUCAACACCCCAAAGCUGAGCUUCAGCGGCACGGCCACCACCCCGGCCACGACGCAGCCCGGCGGCUUUGGGCUCGGCGGCAGCACCCUCACCAAUGCCAUCUCGGGCACUGUCACGUCCACCCAGACCUCAGCGCCCACCGGCUUUGUUUUUGGCUCCACCACCACGUCUGCGGCUCCGUCCACCACGCCUGGAGGCUUCUCGUUCACAGGUGGAAGCACGUCCCAGACUGGGACCUCCAGCUUCAAUAUCGGCCCCAUGGGGAGUUCGGCCCAGCCCACGGCCCUCACCGGGCUGCCCUUCACUCCGGCCACCCUGGCGGCCUCCGGAGUGGGGGCCACACAGCCGGCUGCUCCCACACCCGCUGCUCCCACCACCAGUGCUGGGCCCUCGCUCUUUGCCUCAUUGGCAACCGCUCCAACCUCAUCCGCCGCCGCCACCACCGGGCUCUCCCUUUGUGCCCCAGCGACCACAGCAGGGAUACCUGGAGCGGGAACGCUGGGCUUCAGCCUGAAGGCCCCCGGAGCAGCUUCCACCACCUCCACGGCGACGACCACCACUGCCACCACCACCACCACCACCACCACCGGCUUCUCCUUGAAUAUAAAACCGCUGGCUCCAGCUGGGAUCCCCAGCAACACAGCGGCCUCCGGGACCGCCCUGGCCGGCCCCAGUGCAGCUGCCGGGGGCUCCGCCAGCCCCGCGAUGACCUACGCCCAGCUGGAGAGUCUGAUCAACAAGUGGAGCCUGGAGCUGGAGGACCAGGAGCGGCACUUCCUGCAGCAGGCCACGCAGGUCAACGCCUGGGACCGCACGCUGAUCGAGAACGGGGAGAAGAUCACCACCCUCCACCGCGAGGUCGAGAAGGUGAAGCUGGACCAGAAGAGGCUGGACCAGGAGCUCGACUUCAUCCUGUCUCAGCAGAAGGAGCUGGAGGAUCUGCUGAGCCCACUGGAGGAGUCAGUCAAGGAGCAGAGUGGGACGGUGUACCUGCAGCACGCCGACGAGGAGCGCGAGAAGACCUACAAGCUGGCCGAGAACAUCGACGCACAGCUGAAGCGCAUGGCCCAGGACCUCAAGGACAUCAUCGAGCACCUGAACACGUCAGGGGGGCCCGCCGACACCAGCGACCCGCUUCAGCAGAUCUGCAAGAUCCUCAACGCACACAUGGACUCGCUGCAGUGGAUCGACCAGAACUCGGCCCUGCUGCAGAGGAAGGUGGAGGAGGUGACCAGGGUGUGCGAGGGCCGGCGUAAGGAGCAGGAGCGCGGCUUCCGCAUCACCUUCGACUGAGCGGCUGCCCAGCAGGUGCGCAGCAGGGGCAGGGCCUGCAGCGCUGUCUGGUUUUCGGGUUGCAAUGAAGUACAUGUUCUGCUCAUUUGUUUCUUUCUUUCAAACAGUCGUGCUGUUGAGAGAACUGUUCUGUGGUUUGACUUACUGCCUUAGCGAAUAGAAAGGAUUCUCAGCGCUCCAGUCUAGGCAGCAGCCUCAUAGGUGUGGUUUCUAUGUGUAUCAUCUGUUUCCUAGAUCCUCUCCACCUACUACAACCACCCAACUCCCAAGUGCUGGAGAAGCGCUGAGCUGCCUGAGAACAACUUGUCUCCCAUCUGGGACUCCGGGCGGCCACUCUGUCCAACACAGUCAUAGGUCCAGGGAGAAAAGACUACGGUUGAAGACUCUCCAUCCUCAAGGAGCCAGCAACGUGGUAUAAGUGUAACCAGUACAGAGAAGUGACUUGUGAAUGGAACGGACAGUGGGCUGUAGAAUUUCAAAGGAGGAAAGACAGGUCAGAUGAGGGACUUGAAUGAGGUGUUGAGAAAAGAGGUCUCACCUUGCCUCGCUGACACACCUCAUCCUCCGGGUCUCUUAAUCUUAGGCCUCACCUCCUCCAGGAAGCCCUCUCAGCCACCCUGAAGCUGGGUCAGGUGGCCGUCUCAUGGGCCCCACACCACACUGAGCUUUGAAGCUCACACCUGUGGUAACACUCGCCACACUGUAUUGUGCCAACUGUUUAUUUCUCUGCCUCAGCAUUAGGUUGUGAGCCCCUGUGGGCAGGGACUGUCUCCCUUGUGUCCUCAGCAUAAUUGCUGUCACACUUUUCAAACGCGUGAACAGUAGAGAUGAAACCAGCAUAAAACGUUAGUCCACAGAAUGCCUGUUGAAGUAGCCAAGGUGCCAGAGGUGGCCACAGACUUGGUCCUGAACCUCCCAAAGCCAAAGCAAUCAUGGUCAGAUCCAGUGAGAUCCACAAGUGUCCAGAAGGCAGAAGCCAGCCAGCUGUAUCCCAGUGUCUUUUGUAUUUGUCUUUACACUCUGCUGUACUCUCUGAAAUACCUAUGGCUGUAUGUUGCUUUUCUAAAUAAAAUAAAGUUUAUUGUGGGAAAAAAAAGCUGCUAUUAA